AUGGGUUGGAGAAGCAAGUCUAUUUGGGCGGGCAGGUGCACCCUUAUAAACUUAGUGGCUCAAACUCUUCCAACAUAUGUCAUGUCCUCCUUUAACAUCCCUUCCAAAAUCUACGAUCGCUUAGAUGCAGCUACAAGGAGGUUUUGGUGGAAGCCUAAAGCCACUGAAGGUAAAUUCCUUGCUUGGAAAGCUUGGGAUAAGCUCUACCUACCGAAAGGUAAAGGCGGUCUUGGUUUUAAAAAAGCCAAAGACUCUAAUAGAGCACUUCUUGCAAAACUAGCUUGGAUGGUUGCAUCUAAGAGAGAUAGUUUAUGCAUGGAAAUUCUUAGAGCCAAAUACAAAGUUCGAAAUGAUUGGCUAUUCAAGGAACCUCCAAAAGCUGCGUCUCCCAUUUGGAAAGCCAUCGAGGGGGUUAAAAGCAUCAUUGUCUAG
Quercus lobata is the source of this 432-nucleotide messenger RNA. RefSeq lists its product as uncharacterized. NCBI's taxonomy places the organism in Eukaryota, Viridiplantae, Streptophyta, Magnoliopsida, Fagales, Fagaceae. The transcript has a single exon. Bases 1 to 432 code for a protein of 143 amino acids. The record is from RefSeq and is a predicted model, not a curated record.